Molecule: messenger RNA, 1558 nt
Organism: Syngnathus typhle (broad-nosed pipefish)
Lineage: Eukaryota; Metazoa; Chordata; Actinopteri; Syngnathiformes; Syngnathidae
Gene: ttc33
Product: tetratricopeptide repeat domain 33
Exons: 4
Coding region: 501-1412 (303 amino acids)
Molecular function (GO): protein binding
Source: RefSeq, a predicted model, not a curated record
UGUUUGUUGUUGUUUGAACGGAAAGCGGCCAACAGGUGGCGCCAUUGUGGAGGAAAAACGUCCACCCGUGCCCUGACUUGCGAAUUUCUUUCGUGACCACGCUCGUCUUUUCCCUCUUGAAGUGUUUCCUGGGCCAUUUUAAGGCCAUUUUGACUGGAAAUGUGGUAAACGUGUCGCUCAUGACUUGAGCCACCUCAAAGUCUCACACAUCCAUGGCUGAUAAAAGACAGAAAGUCUGCCAUUUUGGCCAUUGUCAAAUGUCCUCCAAGAAAGUGGCCGAGAUUUUGUCCCCAUCCCAAACGACGAGCGGUUGCUCAUCUGAUCUUUCCGGCCGGGUAGCUGACCCUUCUAACUCGAUGAGUCCAAUGAGAGCUCAAAUGCUUGCUGUGUGUUGCCACGGGCAACGGCUGAUAAUCACAUUUGUACGGAAAUGAUGCCCGGUGACCCCCUCUUUGACGCACAUUUGCAGGCCCAGCUAUUUGGCAGAUCAUUGCUUUUGAAUGGGGGCUGAACCACGGGUGGAAUUCAAACGCACGAUAUGUCGCCCAACUCAAAUGGUGGGAAAACGGCAAAACGACCUCGGGGAUUUUUGCUUGUUGUUCCAUUCUUUGUCCUUUCUGUGUACACAGAAACCCGUUUUGUUUUUAGCGUGGGCCUUUCACACCGACUAUAGGAAGCGCACACACACAUAUUGCUUCAUUUCCUCACACGGUGCGUUUGUGGUUUGCCGACUCUUUCGACACUUCCAUUUGUACCGCAAGGAACAUGAGAGAGCGCCCAGUGACUGUGAGAGGACUGGAAGCCAUUUUGCUUUCAAUAAUAUGACAAGGCACAGGGACGCCGUUAAGAAGUGGGACGAGGCUAUUCAGCUGACUCCCGACGACCCGUUGUUGUACGAGAUGAAGGCCCAGGUGCUGACCGCGCUGCGGGAGGCCUUCCCCGCCGUCAAGGCGGCAGAGACGGCGGUGAAGCUGCGCCGCGUGUGGUGGGAGGCCUGGCAGACGCUGGGGCGCGCCCAGCUCACCAUGGGGGAGGUCGACCUGGCGCUGCGCUCCUUCCAGGUGGCCGUCCACCUGCGCCCGUGGGAGCCCGCCCUGUGGCAGGAGGACCUGGCGUGGGCGCGGACGCUGCGCCGGCGGAAGGCGGCCGCCGGGGAGACGCUCGUCCGGCGAGCCGAGAGCGACCGGCGGCUCGCCGAUCCCCCGGAGCUCGGCGGGGACUUUGACUUUGAGUCGGACGAGGUGGUGGCGGCGUGCGAGGCCGUCGCCCGGCGCCAGGCGGGCCGUCCGCUCAGCCCGGGCGCCCUGGUGGUGGAUGCGGCGGGGAACGUGCUGGAAUCAGGGGCGGACGCGGCGGGGGACGCGGCAGCGGAGCCCUUGCGGGAAGACUUUGUCAAAAUGAGAAGACUCUGAAAUACGCGUCAAGACGUCAUUCGCUUAGUUUCCAAGUCACUCCUAUCUCGCCUUGGCUUUACGCCGGUGACUUUCAAAAGUGUCUGAGGCUCGCUUCCUGUCACUUGGACACCAAAUAAAAGAAAUGCCCUGGAAUCCAAAUGAAA